Tinamus guttatus (white-throated tinamou) is the source of this 457-nucleotide messenger RNA. The record is from RefSeq and is a predicted model, not a curated record. NCBI's taxonomy places the organism in Eukaryota, Metazoa, Chordata, Aves, Tinamiformes, Tinamidae.
AUGAGUGGUUUCCAAAGGAAAUCUUUGUCCUGGUCUCUUAUCCUGAUCUCUUUAUCUUCAGCUGCUCAGAUAAAGAAUUUGAUGAGCCAGCUGGGAACCAAGCAGGAUUCCAGCGAGCUGCAGGAAAACCUACAACAGCUACAACAUUCAGCCAACCAGCUUGCUAAAGGGACCAAUGAAUACCUAAAGGAACUGGGAUCUCUGCCACUUCCUCUGUCAGCUUCUGAACAGCGCCAGCAGAGGCUUCAGAAAGAGCGUUUAAUGAGCGACUUCUCUGCGGCCUUAAAUAACUUCCAAGCAGUACAGAGGCGAGUUUCAGAAAAAGAGAAAGAGACAGUAGCAAGGGCGAGAGCUGGCUCCCGCAUCUCCGCUGAUGAGCGCUUCAGAGAAGAACAGCUGGUCUCGUUUGACAGGUAACAUGUACUUGCACUCUGGAUGUGCACAUAAGCACUCUUAC